AUGGAAGAUGCCCUGGCCCGGGCAGUGAUCCAAAUAAGAUGGGAGGAAGAUGAGAUAAACCGAGAAGUUCACUUCAGAUACGACUCGAGGCGGAAUGAUAGGAAGCCAGAGCACAGAUCGGUGGAGCACCACUACCAACCCCCAACACGUAAUACGAGCAGAGUUAGAAAACCAUAUGAUCGCCAGCCUGCGAGAACCGCGAACAGACAGUUCGGAUCGAACCGAUACAAAAUACCAGAGUACAACCUCAACUUCGAAUCGACCCAGGUCGUCGCGAUUAUGAAAGGAAUGGGAUCCACCGUCAAGUGGCCGGGCAAGCUCAAUCCCGAGGUAAGGAAAGACACGACCAAGUGGUGCGAGUUCCACGACGAUCAUGGGCACAACACCGCUGACUGCGUCGCCUUAUGGCUAGAGGUCGUUGCACUUCUGAAGAAGGGACAACUCCGAGAUCUGCUAACCGAUAAGGGGAAGAAUAUCGUUAGCCAGAAAAGCUCAAAAGAACCAUCACCACCUCCGCGGGAACCCACACCAAAAGGGUUCUGUUCGCUCAUCUCCAGAGGAUCAGAGAUUAGUGGGGUAAGUUACUCAUCAGCCAAGCGAUAUACCAAAGCCAACCAUCACCAUGAAGUCCAGUCCAUUCAUCCGGUCUCACGGUCACACAUUCAUCAGUUAAUUCAAUUUGAAGAUGAUGAGCCGGUCACCUUGGUCGUUCCUCAUCAUGAUGCUCUAGUCGUCUCCCUGCAGAUCGCCAACAUCCUAGUGAAAAGAUUAUUCGUAGAUUGA
Messenger RNA from Pistacia vera, 783 nucleotides. RefSeq lists its product as uncharacterized. NCBI's taxonomy places the organism in Eukaryota, Viridiplantae, Streptophyta, Magnoliopsida, Sapindales, Anacardiaceae. The transcript has a single exon. The record is from RefSeq and is a predicted model, not a curated record. The coding region runs from base 1 to 783 and encodes 260 amino acids.